Cryptomeria japonica (Japanese cedar) is the source of this 1848-nucleotide messenger RNA. RefSeq lists its product as uncharacterized. Gene Ontology annotation, molecular function: 3-beta-hydroxy-Delta5-steroid dehydrogenase (NAD+) activity. Lineage: Eukaryota; Viridiplantae; Streptophyta; Pinopsida; Cupressales; Cupressaceae. Gene Ontology annotation, biological process: steroid biosynthetic process. The transcript has 5 exons. The record is from RefSeq and is a predicted model, not a curated record. Bases 206 to 1648 code for a protein of 480 amino acids.
UGAAAUUAGUCAUUACUUGAAUUUUUCUGGGUUAUUUAUUAUUUCGGUGAAAUCUGCGUUCUGUACGGACUUACCAACUUUGGGCUAACAACCAAUAAAUAAAUCCCCCGACGCGAGGAUCAAUUUCUAGGUGUCUGGUGCGAUGAGUUUUUGAAGUUGAGGAAGGAGCCGAGGCGAAAGAAUUUGACUUUGUGAAUGCUAGAAGAUGCAUUUGAGCGAGAACGAAGGAAUUGAAGGCAAAACCUUCGUGGUUACAGGGGGCGCAGGGUUUGUAGGCUCCGCGCUAUGCCUCGAAUUGAUGAGGCGCGGUGCUGACGAGGUUCGAUCUCUCGAUCUCCGCAAGGACUCUCCCUGGAUCACCACACUCCGCCGGAAUGGAGUCGUUUGCAUCACUGGUGAUGUGAGUAGGAAUGAGGAUGUCGAGAAAGCUCUGCGAGGAGCAGACUGUGUUUUCCAUCUUGCUUCCUAUGGCAUGUCAGGUAAAGAAAUGCUUCAAGCAGGGCGGAUUGAUCAGGUGAAUAUAAAUGGAACUUGCCAUGUGUUAGAGGCCUGCAAUAAGUAUGGUGUGAGGAGACUCAUAUAUACAAGUACAUAUAAUGUUGUGUAUGGUGGAAAAGAGAUAGUUAAUGGUAAUGAAUCUUUGCAAUAUUUUCCACUGGAUGAUCACGUUGAUCCAUAUGGACGUAGUAAAGCUCUGGCUGAACAGUUGGUCCUGAAAAGCAAUGCUAGACCAUUAAAAAAAAGAGAUGGAAAAAAGCUUUACACGUGUGCUAUCAGACCAGCAGCAAUUUAUGGUCCUGGCGAGGAACGACAUCUUCCAAGAAUAUUUGGCUUAGGACAAAUGGGCCUUCUAACAUUCAAAAUAGGGGAGCCUAGGGUGAAAAAUGACUGGGUUUAUGUUGAUAACUUGGUACAUGCUCUGUUGCUGGCAAGUAUGGGACUUCUAGAUGAUAUUCCAGGAAGAGAAGGAACUCCAGUUGCUGCUGGCCAAGCAUAUUUCAUUUCUGAUGGUGCUCCAGUGAAUUCAUUCGAGUUUCUUCGUCCAUUAAUUGUAAGCUUGGACUACACUUUCCCAAGACUAACAAUUAGUGUUCCAACUGCUCUUACUAUUGCGUGGAUCUUUUGGGGCAUCUAUAGUCUCUGUUAUCCCUGGUUGAAUAAGACAUGGUUUCCUCGACCAUUGAUUCUUCCUGCAGAAGUAUAUAAGGUGGGGGUCACUCAUUACUUCUCUUUCUUAAAAGCCAAGCAAGAACUAGGCUACAUUCCAAUUGUAAAGCCAGAAGAAGGCAUGAAAACAACAAUCACAUAUUGGAAAGAGAAGAAAAAGAAGGAGCUGGACACACCUAACAUCUUUAUAUGGUCAUAUAUCAUUGUUGGAAUGUUUCAAUUAUUCUGUGUUGCAUUUAUACCACUACCAUAUCUUGGUCCCCUGAAGUGGGUAAGGUUAUUUGGCAUUCUUUUGUUCCGCUCUGUUAGAAAUUUACAAAUCCUUUUUUAUGUUGCAACACUGCUUCACGUUGCAGAAGCAACUUAUGCCUACUUCUUGGCACAAAGGGUGGAUCAAGCCAAUGCAAAAGGUUGGUUUUGGCAAACUUGUGCUCUUGGCUUUCCAUCACUCCGUUUGCUUUUGAAACGGGCCAAACAAUGAUAUGAGGAAUAUGAGGUCUAGAAGGAUUGCCAUGGUCUGAACUAUUUCUGAUUAGUCACAGGGCCAAAAGCUAAGAGGGUCUCAUACACUGAGUGUGGUGUCUAGAUGGGGCACAAAGACCUUUAUUACUAUUUUUUUAAUUUCAAUAAGGAUCAAUUCACUCAAUAUCAAUAGAGAAGAAUUAAUAGAUAUUUUCUGUA